Molecule: messenger RNA, 1012 nt
Organism: Purpureocillium takamizusanense
Lineage: Eukaryota; Fungi; Ascomycota; Sordariomycetes; Hypocreales; Ophiocordycipitaceae
Exons: 2
Coding region: 65-808 (247 amino acids)
Biological process (GO): translation
Cellular component (GO): ribosome
Molecular function (GO): structural constituent of ribosome
Source: RefSeq, a predicted model, not a curated record
CCCCAUCACCACCGGCGUCACUUCCCACCCGCAAUUGCACCACCACCGCACCCACAACGCAGCCAUGCCGCCGCGGAUACCAGCCGCUCUCCGCGCUCUCAGCGCGCCCUCUUCUCCCUCGGGCCUCCUCUACCGCGCCUUCUCCUCCACGCCCUUCGUCGCCGCGCCCCCCCGCGAAGGGCAACACCCCAACGCACGCUCCUCAUCAUCCUCCUCCCCCUCCUCGUCGCCCUCCUCCACGAGCAGCCUCCUCUCCAUCAACAACGCCGACCGCUACAAGCGCGGCGGCGGUCCGAACAAGCAUCAGCAGAACCAGCAGAACCAGCACCAGCACGCCUCGCAGCGCGGCGAGGCCGCCACCCGCCUCCUCAGCCGGUACAAGAACCGCGCCGAGUCGGCCCUGCGCACCAAGGAGGCGCAGCUCGAGCUCCUGCGCAACCAGAAGAACUCAAAAGACUACCUCAGGCAGAUGCCCCGUCGCUGGGAGGCCGGCGACGUUUACUCUCCCCAUGACCUGAGCCCCGUCGAGAUGCAGAAGUGGCGCAAGCGCUCCCAACGCCUCGGCGACGUGAUCGACGCGCUCGGCAUCCGCCCGCUCGAUAUGUACAAGAACUUUUCGCUCGUACAAGAAUUUACGUCGUCUUCGGGCCAAAUCACCCACUCGGGCAAAACGUGCCUGCGACCCGUCAACCAGCGCAAGAUUGCAAAGAUGAUUCGCCGCGUCCAGGGCAUGGGCAUCUACCCGACCAUCCACGACCACCCCGAGAUGAUCAGAGAUGAUUUCUUCCCUGAGCGGAGAGAUCGGUGAGCGGCUUGAUCUCAAUGUGCCGAACAGGGACAAAUAGCCCCGACGUCCAAGAUCUUGCCAUUGGCGUGGCCCGUGUCUCCAUAUAUGUACAAUAGCCCUUUCAUGUAUAGAUACAAACAGACAUCAAGUCCCUCUUGUACACGUCAGGCCUUCAUGACCCGAUUGAUCUUAAUCUGACACAGCGAGAACUCGUUCGACCGCCGG